Mugil cephalus (flathead mullet) is the source of this 3067-nucleotide messenger RNA. Its product is annotated as metalloreductase STEAP3-like. The coding region runs from base 135 to 1610 and encodes 491 amino acids. Gene Ontology annotation, cellular component: plasma membrane; endosome. Gene Ontology annotation, molecular function: cupric reductase (NADH) activity; ferric-chelate reductase (NADPH) activity. The record is from RefSeq and is a predicted model, not a curated record. NCBI's taxonomy places the organism in Eukaryota, Metazoa, Chordata, Actinopteri, Mugiliformes, Mugilidae. The transcript has 7 exons. Gene Ontology annotation, biological process: copper ion import.
UGUUGCGUCAUCUUAUCAGGACGAAAGGCUCCAGUUUACAGAAAGCGGAGACGCACGGAGAAGAAACAGACGUAAGGGAGUAACUUUAUUCGGAAGUUUCCGCGAGUUCAGCAAGGACAACGAGCAAGUGGAUUAUGCCUGAUGAGAUGUCGAGGCCUUUAAUCCGCGAGAGGGGCGAAGGUGGGGGCUCCAGGCGCCUCGAAGCCCCCACGUACGAGUGCGGCGCCCCGGUGAUCGGCAUCCUGGGCACGGGCGACUUCUCCCGCUCGCUGGCCAAAAGGCUGGUCGCCUCCGGCUUCCACGUGGUGGUGGGGAGUCGCAACCCCAAGCGAUCCGCGGCCCUUUUCCCCGAAGAGGCAGAGGUGACGUCCCAGUUGGAAGCAGCCACCCAGGCGCAGCUCGUCUUCAUAGCUGUGUUCCCGGAGCACCACUCCACGCUGGUGGCGCUGAAGCCGGCGCUCGCGGGGAAGACCCUGGUGGACGUCAGCAACAGCUUGCAGAUCAACCAAGCGGGGCCGUCAAAUGCCGAGCGGCUCGCCGACCUUUUCCCGGAGAGCGACGUGGUCAAAGGGUUUAACACCAUAUCGGCCUGGACGCUGCAGAUGGGACCCCGGGACGGAUGCAGGCAGGUUUUCCUGUGUAGCAACAGUCAAAAAGCCAAGAGCUCAGUGGUGGAGCUCUGUCACAGGAUGGGCUUCAUCCCCGUCGACGUGGGUCUCCUCUCCUCUUCUUUGGACGUUGAGAACCUCCCCCUCCACCUGUUUCCCCCCUGGCGCGUCCCCGUCAUCUGCACCCUGUCCCUCUUCAUCUUCUUCUACCUGUACAACUUCCUCCGGGACGUCCUGCACCCGUUCGUCACGUCGGGGAAGAGCGCCUUCUACAAAAUGCCCGUUGAGACCGUGAACGUCACCCUGCCCAGCGUGUCCCUGGUCAUGUUGGCGCUGGUCUACCUGCCCGGGCUGUGCGCCGCCUUCCUGCAGCUGUGCUGGGGCACCAAAUACAGACGCUUCCCGGAGCGGCUGGACCGGUGGUUGACGAGGAGGAAGCAGUUCGGGCUGUGCAGCUUCUUCUGCGCCGUCCUGCACGCCAUUUACAGCCUGUGCCUUCCGAUGAGGAAGUCUGCGCGCUUCCAGCUGAUGAACGCAGCGUUUAAACAGGUGAAGGCCGGGGUGGAGGACUCGUGGGUCGACGAGGAGGUUUGGAGGAUGGAGCUGUACCUGUCCGUGGGCAUCAUGGCCCUCGGGCUGCUCUCUCUGCUGGCCGUCGCCUCUCUGCCCUCAGUGGCUAACACCAUCAACUGGAGGGAGUUCAGCUUCAUACAGUCCACUUUAGGCUACUGCGCCCUGCUCAUGGCCACCCUCCACACGCUCCUCUUCGGCUGGGACCGGGCCUUCGAUCCGUCCCAGUACCGCUUCCUCCUGCCUCCCACCUUCCUGCUGGUCCUGAUCCUCCCCCUCGCCGUGUUGCUGGGCCGCCUCGCCCUCUUCCUGCCCUGCGUGGCCGGCCGGCUCAAGCAGAUCCGCCGCGGCUGGGAGAAGAGCCGGCACAUCCGGUUCGUGCUGCCGGACGAGGACAGCCACAACGGGCUGGACGACGUCAGCAACGUGUGAGAAACUCUGCUUUCAGUCGGUGCGGAAGGUGUUAAAGAAAAAAAACUUUUUAAGUGGCUCUCAUGAAUAUAAACUAUAUAGGAGAUAAAAGAUUUAUAAGCUGCUGAAGGCUUGUCACUUUGGCCUGUUGAGAUAUUUCUUUUAAAGACGUUAGCAGGGAGAUCCUUAGAGAUGUUUAACCUGUAGAGUGUUGAUCACCAACUUUGCUGCAUCGCUGAUAAUGACUAUUUCUGCGUUUUUUCUUUUAAUUUAUUGUCCAGCUCUGAAGAACGGUAUUAUCUGUCGGACACAUUUAAUGCACUUACUAGUUUCACACCAGCUCCUCAUCACGAGCCUGAUCAUCUUCAGUAGCCUCGGCCUCAUUUGUGUCCUUUUGUGAUUAUGUUCUAGCCCUUGAAGACUUGCGCUUUGAAGAUUUCGUUCCCGUCGUCGUGCUGAAAAACAAACUGACGUAGUUUCUUCCGUUGAAGUCGUGCGCUUCGAGGUUCGUCUGGCAAUGCUUGGAAAAGUUCAACGUGCUGUGAUAUUUAUGGAAACGUUUGGGCACUGUAAGAAAAGUAUUCGGACUGUUUUAUCGAACUGUUUUAUCUCAAGAGGUUUCUUUGUGACUACGAAACAAACUUUACUCGACUAUAGUUAAUUCCAGAGCCAUAUGUUGGAGAGAGUCAUGGACGCCAUGUUAGAUACAUGGGAGGGAAGAUUCUACAGUGUAACCCUAUGGGUGGAUGUUUAAAUAAAUGUCUUAUUUUCACCAUUAACGAGCCGAUAAAUGUUACUGCUAACGGGUGUCAAUAUGUAAAAGGCCCUCACUUAAAAUAUCCCAGCGUCACAUAACAGGGAGAAAUCUUCCUUUCAGCUUCAAUCAGCUCAGUUCCCUAGUUUCCCAGACUCUCUUUAAUAAACGGCUCUGGUUAAUAGUUUUCUUAGACGUUUUUUUUUUUUAUCUAAGGGGAAUUAGAUUAAUUGUGCGAAGUGAUAAACAGGAGAUUUGUGUCAACUUGGGAGGUAUGUGACUCCGCCCCUUUAACAAACUUCUUACGAUGAUGAAGCCUUCCAUGCUUUCUCAAUCAUUCAAGCAAUACUAAAACAUGACAUUAUCCCUUUUCUCGACACUUCAAGGUGUUUUUAUAAUGUGCCAAAUAAACCCCCAAAUCUGAAGCAUUUCAUUUCCCUUUUUAGUGUUGCUCCAACACUCUGAUGUGUCAAUCAAUCUUACAAAACUUCCUAAUCCUUCCACUCUGAACAACUUGGUGUGUGUGUGUGUUCAGACGCAUCGUGUUUGAUGCAGCUUUAUUUUAUUUUUUUUUAUCUACUUGCUAAAGAGGAUUCUAUGUUACGUGAUUGUUUUCUGAAUCUAAAUUAAUAAUAUAUCCCAGCGUACUGACAUCUAACUUGAAUUACGAGAAUGUAAACAUGUCAAAUUUCUAGAACACUGAAUAAAGUAUGGUUUUUACGUA